This is a messenger RNA of Schizosaccharomyces cryophilus OY26, 4576 nucleotides long. RefSeq names its product guanyl-nucleotide exchange factor. Lineage: Eukaryota; Fungi; Ascomycota; Schizosaccharomycetes; Schizosaccharomycetales; Schizosaccharomycetaceae. The record is from RefSeq and is a predicted model, not a curated record. The transcript has a single exon. Bases 96 to 4505 code for a protein of 1469 amino acids. Gene Ontology annotation, biological process: regulation of ARF protein signal transduction. Gene Ontology annotation, molecular function: guanyl-nucleotide exchange factor activity.
CAUAAACCAACUACUCCGCUAAAAACAGCCUAUAGUAAGUAUACUUGAGCCGAUUCAAACCAAGAAUUGAUUUGUAGUAACAAAUAGUAACGGUUAUGGAUGUGCCGCGUGCAUUUCCAAACCAUGAGCCGUUAUGUUCAAUUUCGCCGUCUUCCUUGGUGAUCAAUGAAAUCAUAACAAUUGUUACAGCUAUUCGAAAGACAUCAAGAUGGAGAAAUUCUGGAGUUGCAUCAAUUUUAGGAGUUACGACCUUAAACGACGAGUUCCUUGCCGAUGGAUUAGAGAAUCGCUGGAAAACCAAUGGGGAAAAAAGCAGUAGCGUUCGAUAUCCCUUGGUUAUGGAAUUCUCACAAUUAAAGGCAGAUCUUACAAUUCAACAAAAUCUAAGUAAUUUUGAUUCGUUAAGACUGUUGUCUCCCUUUCUGCGUACCAUAAAAUCUCCAAGGACGACGGGAAAUGUAACGAGCUUGUGCAUCUCAGCCAUAUUGAAGUUAUUUUCUUUAAGAAUAAUAACUGAAAAAUCUCCAAACCUAGAUAUAGCCAUGAGGAAUCUUUCGUUUGCAAUUACGCAGUGUAGAUUCGAAAGUUAUGAUUCCUCUCAGGAUGAGGUUGUCCUAUUACGUGUCUCAAGAUUAAUGGAAGAAUCAGUGCGCGGUGCUGGAAACCGUAUACUAAGUGAUGACUCUAUUUGUGAAAUUGUUGAAACUGGCCUAAGCAUGUGUUGUCAGAUGAGAGUAUCUGCAAUGCUGCGACAAAGUGCUGAAUUAUCGAUGAUUAGCAUAAUUCAGUGUAUUUUUGAGCGACUUAAGUACAUCGAUCCAGAACUAGAUGAUGAAAAUUUCUGGAACGAAACCCUUGAACAUCCCAUAGAAGAACAAGAAUUUCAUUAUAAUCGCCUGAACACCAGUCAAAUUGAGUCAAGUGAAAUAACUCCUUUCGGAAUAGAAUCUAUACGUGAGGUCCUUCGUGUCUUAAUCUCUUUUAUAGAUUCGAAAAAUCAGCAUUUUAGUGACCAAGUAAAAAGCAUGGCUCUUCGAUUUAUUAAUGCCGCUUUUGAAGUAGCGGGCGAGCACAUGGGCAAUUUUCCUUCUUUACGCAUAUUAAUUAGUGAUACCCUUUGCAAAUCUUUGCUACAGCUAAUACGACACAGUCAGACGCCUGUGUUAACUAACUCCCUUAUUGUUAUGACUACUUUACUUCAAGCGAUGCCUCACCACUUGAAAUUACAGCAGGAACUCUUCAUAUCUUAUUUAAUUUCCUGUCUGCAAAUCCCGACUCAAAUUUCGAAAGAUUCUGGUCUUGAUUCGUCUUUGGUUAGGGCUAUAUCAUCUACAAAUUUAGUAAAUGAUCAAAAUCCAGAUCGAGCAACACCAACCUCUUUCUCUGAGCGAAAGCGUUUUGUUUUUGACAAUGAAGGAAGUCCUCCAGAAAUCCGUGAACUUAUAGUUGAAUGCUUCGGUUCUCUAUCUCGCAUUCCGGGAUUUCUUGUUGAUUUGUAUGUCAAUUAUGACUGUGAUCCUCAGAUGUCUGAUCUUGCUUCAGAUCUCAUCCGUGUUCUAACAAGGAACUGUCUAAUUGACGCUGCUCGUUACUCCACUAAUAACGUACCUCCUUUAUGCCUCGACACUCUUUUAAACUUUAUUCAUAACUUUCAUGAACGCCGCCUUCCUACUUUCGAACCUAAAGACCAUGACCGUGCAUUAGAAGCAUCAGCAUCCUUAUUACAAUCGAAGGAAAGAAAAUUUAUUAUCAUUGAAGGUGCAAACCUUUUUAAUGAAAGUCCUUCUGAGGGUAUUUCGUAUUUAUCUUCUCAUUCCAUUAUUGAGCAUCCUUCAGACCCAAACUCCAUAGCAUCUUUUUUUCAUUCGACGAAUCGACUUAGUAAACGUGUGUUGGGUGAGUACUUAUCAAAGGCAUCGAAUACUGAAAUAUUGAAUGCCUUUAUAGAUGCUUUCGAUUUUAAAGGAAAACGAAUUGAUGAAGCUUUACGCAUGUUACUUCAGUCUUUUCGUUUACCCGGAGAAUCCCAAUUAAUUGAGCGUGUAGUGGAAGCUUUUUCUCAUUAUUACGUUGAAGCUAAUCCUGGCGUAGUGGCGUCGAAAGAUGCUGCUUUCGUUCUUUCCUAUUCAAUAAUUAUGCUCAACACGGAUCAGCAUAACCCAAAUAUUAAAGCACAAGCGAGAAUGACUUUGGAAGAUUUCUGCCGCAACGUACGAGGUGUAAAUGAUGGAGCAAAUUUUGAUCGUCAGUUUCUUUCUGAUAUUUAUUCUGCUAUCCGGAAUUUUGAGAUUAUCGUUGCUGAAGAGCAUGAUACCGAACUCUCUUUUUUUUAUAUAUGGUCUAAACUGCUUCAAAACUGCAAGAAUACUACACCAUUUCUCCGUACUGACUCGAAUGCUUUUGAUUACACUGUCUUUAACGAUGUGUGGAAUUCUAUAUUGGCUGCCUUGAUGUACGUGUUUUCAACAGCUACGGAGGACACUGUGUUUUAUCGAGUUGUGAAUGGUAUUCAGCAAGUAGCUGAUGUUGCUGCUCACUUUAAUCAAACGAAUGUUAUCGAUUAUAUUGUACAUCGUUUAACGGAAUUCACUGCCAUAGGUUCAAUGCAUAUACCCGAAGCUCAAUUGAACACGGCGAUCAGUCACGAGGAUCAUCAAGUAGUGGUCAGCGAACUUUCAGUACGUUUUGGUCGUGACUUCCGAGCACAACUAGCACUUAUUGUGCUUUUCUGGGUUUGCAACAAGUUUAAGAACUGCAUGCAAGAUAGUUGGUUGUCUGUCGUAAACUUGAUUUUAGCUUUAGGCAGUAAUAACUUGUUAUCGAAGGAGUCCCUUCCGGGUGCUAAACUUUUUCAGUAUGAGCACUUCCCCUUUCCUAAUCCUCCACUCAGUUCAGGAAAAUCCAACUUCAACAAAGAAGGUGGGCUACUUUCAACUUUAUCUUCUUAUUUGUCUAGCUAUGCUAACGACGAACCUCCUGCUCCUUCCUCCGACGAGAUAGGUCAGACAUUGUCAUCUGUAGAGUGUAUAAGGUCUUCCAAGAUUGAUGAGUUUCUUCAUAACUUAGUUGAUCUUGAUGGCUCGACCUUAGAAAGAUUGAUAGAUGCGCUUAUAGAAAUUGGUGGUGGUCCAUUAUACGAUGAUGCAUCUACGCAAAAUGAAACCAACGGUUUCAUAAGUGGAUCCGUAAACUCUUCCCAUGCUCAUUAUAAUACUCAAACCCUUAUAAUAGCAGAUAUGCUAACUUCGUUAUUCAUCGGGUUUUCUAAAAAAAUUGACGCUUCAAGUAUAAAAGAAAAGGUGUUAUCGUACUUGCUCAAUAAGUCAGAACAAAUUGUUGACGAGCAGUCUAUGAACCAUUUGUCCUACUAUAUUUUGUUAUUGUAUUUGGAUGAAAGCUUGGAGCUAGAAGAAUCAUCUGUCGAGUGGAAAAACCUUAGCAAAUAUUUCGCUGUCGUGAAAAGGAAAGAGUUUUCAGUCGAAAGUUCUAUUAUUUCCAUGUUUCUUGAACUAAGCAAUAGAUAUUCAUACUUGUUGUACAGUACAUUUGGUUUUGAUCUUCUGGACGUACUUCUUCAUGUCAAUUCAGCGGAUGUGUCAGACCUACUAGUUAUCUUCCAUAAAGUUUCUGCUCGUAAACUAGAUCUUCCCAAGCUUCAGACGUAUGUUUCGUUUGUUGAUGUGUUUAUACAAAACAUUGUAAAGCAAUUAGCUCGGAUAUUAUCUCGCCAGAAGAAAGGGUUAACAAAGGGAAAACCCGUAGAUAAGACAACAUUGGAAAGUCACGGAAAGGAUUUGAACGAUGCGUUUGAUUUGUAUUUGAGAGUGGCCUCGGAAUUUGAAGAUGAAUAUUAUGACGUUACCGACGAAAAAAAUGUUCUACAUCAAAAGUGGAAAAUGUUGUAUAGUCAUAUAUGUAAGUUUUGUCUAUCCCGGAGUCGAUCUUUACGGACAGCAUCCUUUUCAUGUUUACAAAGAGUUAUUAUGGUACAAUUAGACAAACCACACGAUAUAAAUGUCACUAUGUCUUUAUUCCACCAAGCGUUGCUGCCGACAAUGGAAAACAUGAUCACGACUUUGAAUGGUAAACCUGAACAUCAUUUAUUUGGACUGGCAAAGGCUCAGAUGUUCAGUAUUAUUUGCAAAACUAUUUUGCUAGACAUGAAUAUUCUAUCAAAUCAAUCGAAAAUGCUCUAUCCGCUGUGGUUGAAACUCAUGGACGUCGCAAUUAAGCUGAGUGCAAUGCACGGAUCGGAAGCUAUGGCUGAAGUAAUGGAGUCUAUAAAAAAUGUGUAUCUAAUUUUACAUUCUGCUGGGGCACUUCGUGGUCCUACUGUCGACGAUACAGACUCGGAUCCAGUUUUGAAAACCUGGAAUUCUACUUGGAAUAAUCUAUUCAUUUACUAUCCUGUACUUGCUCAAGAGCUCGAUUUAAGCCCAGAGACGGAGACAGAGACUGAAAAGCCAACUGAGGAACAUAAUUCUCUUGAAACCGGUGUUAUUUAAAAAUAGAAUGAUAUUUAAAUGUUUGUUAAAAUCUAUGAUUUUGCUAUUUUCACCAGAUUAAGAUUUCCGAA